This is a messenger RNA of Biomphalaria glabrata, 1272 nucleotides long. Its product is annotated as metalloprotease mig-17-like. Gene Ontology annotation, molecular function: metalloendopeptidase activity. The coding region runs from base 9 to 1097 and encodes 362 amino acids. Lineage: Eukaryota; Metazoa; Mollusca; Gastropoda; Planorbidae. The transcript is spliced from 11 exons. The record is from RefSeq and is a predicted model, not a curated record. Gene Ontology annotation, biological process: proteolysis.
AUGCUAUAAUGAGUUCGCUUUCUACUUAUGGAAUCAACAUUGAGAUCAGACUUAAAAAGUUGGAUAUUUUGAACACAAAUUUGUUUCCAGCAGUAUCUAUCGAAUACGGUAAUGGUAUAGAUAGAGACGUCGCCUUGAGUUCAUUCGAUUAUUGGCUUGCUGCCCACAACUCUCAUAAUAAUUUAAAAUAUGAUUUCGCAUUUUUAUGGACAGGGUAUGAUCUUUAUGGAGACAGUGAUGACUUCGUAGCAGGCUACGCUCAUACCGGGGCAGUCUGUAAACCAUGGAUAGCCUCGGGCGUAGGGGAGUUCAAUAUGACAUACAUGACAGCAAUAGUCACUGCCCAUGAGAUAGGACACAUACUAGGUGCGAAUCACGAUGGUCCAGAAAGUAGUAACGUCAUGGCUGCAAUCUCAAGACAGUCCGCCAUCAAUCGAUGGUAUUUCUCAAGUCUCUCGGCCACCGCUAUAAAGAAUUAUACAUCUAGUCUGACGAGCAACUGCUUACUGACAACAGAUCCUGCAUCUACUAAACCUACUGUCACUUAUGGAGCCUAUACUGGUCAUAUCCUGGAUCCUAAUGCUGUUUGCCAAAGAGCGUUAAAUAAUUCCAAUUCAUAUAUGUGUCUGGAGUGGCCUUUCUACAACCAUCAAUCACCAAGCGGCGACAGAGUUUGUGUUAAAAUUUAUUGUAAGAAACCUGGCACAAACUUGUGUUAUGAAGCAUUUGCAUCAGAUGGUAUGGUCUGCGACACCAAUAAGAGAUGUAAAAAAGGUAAAUGCAUGCCAGACAGUACAGCUCCUCAUAAUCUUGACUCAAGUUGCGUGUUUGGUGAUCAAAAAAGGCUGGAGUUUACUAACUUUAAAGGAACAUGCCACGAACACAUUUCAUUGGAUAGUUCAGCCUACUGUUAUGACGCAGUUGUUGUUCAAAGUUGCUGCAACUCAUGCAAGGCACAUUACACUGGGCGUGCAGGGUGUGAAUAUGGCGAUAGUGUUUUGGGGUGUAAUAAAUCUCCCAGAGAACAAAUGUGUCCAAAUAAUAUGGAUACGUGCUGUGAAUACUGCAAGGGUUUUGUUUCUUCUGUAGUUGGCUGACGUUCACAAGUGCGUUUACAAUUUUCCAACAUUAUUUCCCCUGAAUAAAGGCCAACUAACAAUUACAGAAAUGAAAAUGUUGCAUGUAUUUAACUCAAGAGUGGAUUUGUUUGUUUCUUUUUAAAUGGUGAUAUUGUUGUUAGUAUUGAAAUGAAUAAAUCUUAACCAACGUUCA